Molecule: messenger RNA, 861 nt
Organism: Penicillium canescens
Lineage: Eukaryota; Fungi; Ascomycota; Eurotiomycetes; Eurotiales; Aspergillaceae
Product: putative thiol methyltransferase
Exons: 2
Coding region: 1-861 (286 amino acids)
Molecular function (GO): S-adenosylmethionine-dependent methyltransferase activity
Source: RefSeq, a predicted model, not a curated record
AUGGCAGCCCCAAUGCAAACAAAGGACCCCAAGAAGAUGCAAGCACACCUCGCCCAACUCCAAUAUAAGGGCGACAACUACGUCGAAGGCUGGGCUUCCCUCUGGGACAAGGGUGACAACCUCCCCUGGGACCGAGGCUUCCCCAACCCAGCUCUGGAAGACAUUCUCGUGAAGCAGCGGCCUACCAUUGGCGCGCCCCUGGCUACAGACGCACAGGGCCAGUCGUACAGACGCAAGGCUCUAGUUCCGGGCUGUGGGCGCGGCGUGGACGUCCUCCUGCUCGCGAGCUUUGGCUAUGACGCGUAUGGACUGGAGUACAGUGCGGCUGCGGUCGAGGCGUGUCAGAAGGAGGAGAAGGACAAUGCCAAUUGGUACCGGGUUCGCGAUCAGGCUGUUGGGGCUGGGUCGGUGACUUGGCUUCAGGGUGAUUUCUUUGAUGAUGCUUGGUUGCAGAAGGCCGGCGUUGGGUUGAAUGGGUUUGAUAUUAUUUAUGAUUAUACGUUCUUCUGUGCUCUGGACCCAUCCUUGCGUCCUAAAUGGGCGCUUCGCCAGACCCAGCUUCUGGCUCCUUCGCCAUCGGGUAACCUGAUCUGUCUUGAGUUUCCCCGCCACAAGGAUCCUCAGGCUGCAGGUCCCCCAUAUGCCUCCCCUUCGGAGGCUUAUAUCGCCCACCUGAGCCACCCAGGUGAAGAUGUACCCUACGACGCCAAAGGCGCCGUCAAGUACAACCCCCUGCAGCCCACCAGCCCAGGCGGUCUGGAAAGAGUGGCAUACUGGCAGCCUGAGCGCACGCACGAGGUAGGCCAGGGCGAGAACGGAGCGAUCCACGACCGAGUAUCAAUCUGGCGCCGUCGUAACUAG